Molecule: messenger RNA, 2091 nt
Organism: Maylandia zebra (zebra mbuna)
Lineage: Eukaryota; Metazoa; Chordata; Actinopteri; Cichliformes; Cichlidae
Source: RefSeq, a predicted model, not a curated record
GACACCAUGGGUAACACAUACACAGAGCAAAACAACACAAUGCAGCGCUAUAAAACACCGACACACACAUGCAAAGACACAAAGAGGCACAGCGGAGACACUUUCUGCCUGAGAGACACUUUCUGCCUGAGAGACACUUUCUACCUGAGGCUUACCUGAACCAUGGGCGUCAUCAUCUCACACAUUUUCUCCAGACUCUUCUCCAAGCAUCCCGUCAGGAUUUUGAUGGUGGGUCUGGAUGCUGCAGGUAAAACCACCCUGCUGUACAAACUGAAGCUGGGCGAGGUCGUGACCACGAUCCCAACUAUUGGGUUUAAUGUGGAGACUGUGGAGUAUAAGAACAUCAGCUUCACAGUUUGGGAUGUUGGUGGUCAGACGAUCAUCAGGCCGCUGUGGAGACAUUACUACGUUAACACACAGGGUUUGAUAUUUGUGGUCGACAGCAACGACCCGGAGAGGAUCAAAGAGGCAUCUGAGGAGCUGCACACACUGUUGCAGGAGGAUGAGCUGAAGGGCGUGGCCGUGCUGGUCUUUGCUAACAAGCAGGAUUUACCCAGAGCCAUGUCGGUCAGUGACAUCAUCGAGGCCCUGAGUUUAAAAGGAGUGUCACAGCCGUGGUCGGUCCAGCCGUCCUGCGCCGUCAGCGGCACCGGUCUGGUUGAAGGUCUGGACUGGCUCUCUAAUGAGAUCCUGAAACGGUAGCAGAUGUUGGGGUGACGAGGAGUUCUGCUUUACUUUCUAUGAGCGAACAGUGAAUCCAGAAGGAGCGUGUAGGAUCCUUUGCAACUGUUAAAUCUGCCUCAUCACAAAGACAUUUGACAGCAAAUGUAACGCUUCAUGCAGCUGUCAUGUGAACCCAGCUGUGCACUUUUAAAUAUGGACGAAUGAGAUUUCAGACACGAUUGUGGUUAAAUCCUCAGCAGGAGGGACCAAAGAUGGAGUAUUUUAUAUCUGCUGUUAUAUCUCUGAUAGAGACACCAUAAGAUGGACGUUGGUUAAUGAACUACUGCUGUGAAGCCUCGAGUUCAGUUCAGUUUUUUUUUCUUUUUUUCACCAUCACCAAUGAGCUGAUUGUUUUGAAACAAUCAGCUCAUUGGAUAAUGUCUUGUCAAUCACAAGGAUAGCCGGGCUCUUAAAAUGACCAUAAUGAACUAAAUGGACUGACGGUUUUAUUCAAUAUGACCUGAGUGUUUAGUGGGGUCAGGGCAGAGGGAUGUUUUUGCAUAGAAUCUGUAGGACAAGCAGUCUUUUUGCAGCCACAGGUAUCGCCCCUGGUGGCCAUUACAAUGCACUUACAAACUGUGAGGACUUCACUGUUCAGACCCAAAAACUAUAUUUGUCUUUCAUAUUGCCCAUGUUCCUACAGCAGACAUUUAGUGUUUUGAGUCAGCUAAAAUGUCUCCAUUUUUUUUUAAUGGGUUGGCAUGAGGAGGACAAAAGACAUUCAGAAUACUAAUAGGAAAUUUUAGAAAAGACUACCAAACCAAACCAUGUAAAAAGUGGUUAAAUUCAAUCAGUUAUAAUGAUUUUAACUGUGAACAGACCUCAUUUGUGAUUUGUUCCCCAUUUACAAGCUGUGGCCUUAAUGUAGACACGAGUUGCCUUUAGUUUAAAUGAUGUAGGAUUUUCCACCUCUGAGUGUUUUAUUUAAAUGAUUUAAAGGCACAAGGAGGUGAAAUUAAUCAGAACUUUAAAAAUGUAAAAUUUUAAAAGCUAAAGAAAAUUCAAAAUCGUGCACUUUGCACUCCCUCUCGGCUUCCUUAUAACCUUCAUUUUCGUAAAAUCAAAAUUUAACUCCACUUUUUAUCUUCAUCAUUUUUAUUUGAGGUUAUUUCUUCUAACUGAUUUCAUUUAUUUCACAAAUGAACUGUUGGAGUCGUUUGUCAUUGUAGUAGAAACACAUGAUUUAGUGGUUAUUUAUGAAACAUGACUGAUGUUGAAACUUGGUGUAUGAAGUAAAAUUAAAGAGGACGUAAUCUGCUGCUGCUUUUGUUGGGUGAAUGUUUCUGUUAAGGUGUUUCUGUAGCAUUGUGGCUAUUGUUAUUUUUCACAUGUAUUACAUAAAUCUUUCUUACCUUGUUUAUCUUUUCA